This is a messenger RNA of Symphalangus syndactylus (siamang), 794 nucleotides long. RefSeq names its product hemoglobin subunit mu (gene HBM). NCBI's taxonomy places the organism in Eukaryota, Metazoa, Chordata, Mammalia, Primates, Hylobatidae. Gene Ontology annotation, biological process: hydrogen peroxide catabolic process; oxygen transport. The record is from RefSeq and is a predicted model, not a curated record. Gene Ontology annotation, cellular component: blood microparticle; hemoglobin complex; haptoglobin-hemoglobin complex. Gene Ontology annotation, molecular function: oxygen binding; heme binding; haptoglobin binding.
UCCGGUUCCUCCCACGUGCUCCUUCCUGGCAGAGCAGUAACCUUACCCGAGGGGAGUCAUUACGGAUGCCCCUAAAGUCUGCAAUAAAGGUGCCCACGCGCAACAGCGUGGGUCAGUGCCAGAAACCCUGGGAUCCCGGAGGUCGAGGCCUCCACAUAGACGGGAACCCGGGCUGGCUACGUUGCCCGGCGCAGGCCAAGAGUCCCCGCGUUCCCGCCGCGCUCGGGCCGAUAAGGACGGGCGGGGUGCCCGGAGGAUCUAUAAGGAGGCCGAGGAGGCGGGCGCGGCCCCCAGAGCACGUCAGGCGGCGCCAUGCUCAGCGCCCAGGAGCGCACCCAAAUCGCGCAGGUCUGGGACCUGAUUGCGGGCCACGAGGCGCAAUUCGGGGCGGAGCUGCUGCUCAGGCUCUUCACAGUGUACCCCAGCACCAAGGUCUACUUCCCGCACCUGAGCGCCUGCCAGGACGCGACGCAGCUGCUGAGCCACGGGCAGCGCAUGCUGGCGGCGGUGGGCGCGGCGGUGCAGCACAUGGACAACCUGCGCGCCGCGCUGAGCCCGCUGGCGGACCUGCACGCGCUCGUGCUGCGCGUGGACCCAGCCAACUUUCCGCUGCUAAUCCAGUGUUUCCACGUCGUGCUGGCCUCCCACCUGCAGGACGAGUUCACCGUGCAAAUGCAAGCGGCGUGGGACAAGUUCCUGACUGGUGUGGCCGUGGUGCUGACCGAAAAAUACCGCUGAGCCCUGUGCUGCGCGGGCCUUGGUCUGUGCCUGUCAAUAAACAGAGGCCCCAAACA